This is a messenger RNA of Thrips palmi, 596 nucleotides long. RefSeq lists its product as uncharacterized. The transcript is spliced from 4 exons. The record is from RefSeq and is a predicted model, not a curated record. The coding region runs from base 12 to 596 and encodes 194 amino acids. Lineage: Eukaryota; Metazoa; Arthropoda; Insecta; Thysanoptera; Thripidae.
CGGACACCGCCAUGGCGGCCAGCUUCGUGGCGCCGCCCACGCACGUCGGCUACAGCCAGUUCCUGCUCUUCCCGCAGAGCAGCUCGUCCAUGGGGAUGUUCCUGGCGCUGUCCGUGCCCCUGGAUUCGAUCCACCACGACGUCAGCUUGGCGUACAACUUCGAGGCCAACUACGCCCUGCCCUCCAACGCGACCGAGCUCACGGAGCUGGAGGCGCAGUACGGCUUCAAGCGGUCCCUGGAGGGUGCGGCGGCCGCGGGCGAAGCCAAAGCCGAGUCUUCGGAACGCACCACGCGGUCCCUCCGCGACCUGGGCCGCGCCGACUUCUACGCCAUGAUCGUGGGGAGCAUGGCCAGAGCGGGGCUGCCCGGGAGGACGUGCCUGCUGCGCGCCGUGUGCGAGGCGUCUGAGUGGCCCAUGGCGGAGGGGCUGCUCGGCAACCUGCUCACCGUCCUGCUCACGCCGUCCACCUCCGCCGACGAGGACCUGCAUCCGGCCUUCCACGCCGCGGAGCGACGCGGCCGACGCGGCGCCGACUGCGGCGUCCACUACAAGGGCUGCCCGACCAGCCUCCUGGGCCUCCUCACCGAACAAUGA